Branchiostoma belcheri (Belcher's lancelet) is the source of this 869-nucleotide messenger RNA. RefSeq names its product HAUS augmin-like complex subunit 1. The transcript is spliced from 7 exons. Lineage: Eukaryota; Metazoa; Chordata; Leptocardii; Amphioxiformes; Branchiostomatidae. Gene Ontology annotation, cellular component: HAUS complex; cytosol. Gene Ontology annotation, biological process: spindle assembly; centrosome cycle. The record is from RefSeq and is a predicted model, not a curated record. The coding region runs from base 15 to 848 and encodes 277 amino acids.
AAGUCGGAACCAAGAUGGCGUCUCUACAGGACAAACAUCGGAAGGUGCGACAUUGGUUGGAGCAGAUGUUUGGAGGAGAGACGGUGCCUCCAUACGAGGUGAAUGAGACCACCAUCACCGUCCUGUAUGACCUGGCCUGUAAGAACCAGGCCGUGGAUAAGGACACCAAACUACUGUUAGAAGACCUGGGGCAGAAGGCUGAUGAGUACAAUGCAGAAGCGAGAAGACUGUCCAGAACCCUUCAGUCUGUAGGCUUGAUGCCUGAGAGCCUGACUAAGACAGGGACUACAGCUCUGAGUACCCUGGUCAGCACAGCACAAACACUGGAGCUCAAAAACACAGCAACAACAAGCUAUCUGUUGGCCAUGAAAGACUUGUCACAGGAAGCGCUAGAUGUGGAAGACUCUCGUAGGGAGGAGCAGCACCUCAGCAAGGAGCUUCUCAGGAAAACCACGACUGCCAUGGCACAUCUUAAUGCUAUUGAAAGAGAUGAAGAAUCUUUGGAACAGAGGGAGAAGAUGACUGGUCCAGACCUGGAGAAGAAGGCCCAGACUGCCGUCUUCUUACAGAGCAAGGCAGCAGAGUACAGGAACUCACUUCGACAACUCAGGGGGCAGCUGGAAGCUUCAGGAGUUGACCCCACCUUGUACCACCAUAAGUUAGUCAACCAGGCUGAGGAACUGGACAAGAAAAGGGAGAAAAUAGCUGAACUCAGGGCACAACUGGACUCAUACCACAGUCUACCACCAGAUAUUUCUCUGGCAAGGGUCAAAAUAGAAGAGGCAAAGAGGGAAUUGGCUGGUCUUGAGGAAGAGAUCAACAGAAAACUGGAAAUGAUGACUUUGUGAGAUACCCAAAAUAACAUGUAG